AUGGAGAUCGGGUCUCGGAUCAGAAGCAUGCAUUUCAAUGGCGCCGACGUCACGCGGCCACGAUGCUGAAAAGUGCCAAUACGAAAUCGGUGCAACCGUGCAAUUCCUGCGACAGGUGUGGUUUUGCCCAUUGUUUUCGCUCGAUCCGCAGUCUAGUUCACUGAUUCUACGACAAACUGUGGGAGAGUUGGAAUUCAAAGUGCUGCCAGGGGCAUACUGUUCAUCGAUAACUUAAAGCAAUAAAAUAUAGAAAGUAAAAGUUGCACCCUGUUCAUCGACAGUGCUUGCAUUCACACAGAUCAUCGAAACAAAAUGCAUUCGAACCACUUGCUGCUAGAGGAACCGAUCCGGAUGGCAAUGAUUAUGGAGCCACCAAAACCGAGCUUUUUCCCUGCAAUGACGAGGAUUGUAGGCACGUUGGGGCCAUGGUCUCGAUCCGUCGAGGUUAUCAGCGAUUGCCUUAAAGCUGGAAUGUCGGUGGCACGAUUUGAUUUUUCAUUGGGCGAUGCGGCGUAUCAUCAGGAAACUCUGGAGAAUUUGAAAACAGCUAUUAAGAAAUCGAAGAAACUAUGUGCUGUUAUGCUAGACACUGCAGGUGCUGAACUCCAAGUUAUAAAUAAAAGUGAGAAUCCUAUAACACUCCAGGAAGAUGAUAAGGUUGUUCUCACACCUGAUCGAGGUCAGGAAGCAUCUUCUGGAGUUCUGCCAAUCAAGUUUGAUGGAUUGGCCAAGGCAGUUACACAGGGAGACACCCUUUUCAUCGGACAGUACCUAUUCACAGGAAGUGAAUCCACUUCUGUUUGGCUGGAGGUGGAUGAAGUAAAAGACAAUGAUGUGAUUUGCAAUAUCAAGAAUUCAGCAACCUUAGCUGGAUCCUUAUUUACAUUGCAUGUUUCCCAAGUUCACAUUAGUCUACCUACUCUAUCUGAUAAGGACAAGGAGGCUAUCAGUUCAUGGGGAGUUCAGAAUAAGAUUGAUUUAUUGUCACUGUCUUAUACACGCCAUGCAGACGAUGUUCGUCAGGCCCGCGAUUUUCUUGCCAAGCUUGGUGAUCUAAGCCAGACUCAAAUAUUUGCCAAAAUCGAAAACUUCGAGGGUUUAACUCAUUUUGAUGAGAUCCUAAAUGAGGCAGAUGGUAUCAUUCUCUCGCGAGGAACCCUCGGCAUAGAUCUUCCACCCGAAAAGGUGUUCUUGUUUCAGAAAUCUGCUAUAUACAAAUGCAACAUGGCUGGAAAGCCAGCAGUCGUAACUCGUGUUGUCGACACCAUGACUGCCAAUCUCCGGCCUACUCGUGCCGAGGCAACUGAUGUUGCCAAUGCCGUUUUGGAUGGAUGCGAUGCAAUCCUUCUCGGCGCCGAGACCUACCGCGGAUAUUACCCUGUCGAAUCUAUUUCUACUGUAGGCAGAAUUUGUGCUGAGGCGGAGAAAGUCUUUAACCAAGAUCAAUACUUCAAGAGGACCGUAAGAUACAUCACCGAACCUAUGACUCACUUGGAAUCCAUUGCUUCUUCCGCGGUCCGGGCUGCAAUCAAGGUGAAGGCCUCUGUAAUCAUAUGUUUUACGUCGACUGGAAGAGCUGCAAGAUUGAUUGCCAAGUAUAGACCAACUAUGCCUGUUCUAUCGGUUGUCAUCCCUCGUCUCAAGACAGAUCAAUUGAAAUGGAGUUUCACCGGUGCAUUCGAGGCAAGACAGUCGUUGAUAGUGCGCUCGCUUUUUCCUCUGCUUGCUGAUCCUCGUCACCCUGCGGAGUCUACAAAUGCAACAAAUGAAUCGAUUUUAAAGGUUGCGCUCGACCAUGGGAAAGCCUCGGGGUUCAUCAAGUCCCAUGAUCGCGUCGUCAUUUGCCAGAAAGUUGGAGAUGCCUCUGUGGUAAAGAUCAUCGAGCUCGAAGAUUAGCUUUCUUGUUGUUUAAUCAUGGUUGCCGAUGCCUGGAAAUUUUUUGUCUUGAGUUUUACAUUUAGACUAGACACAUUUAUGCUCUUGUAAGAUGAUCGAUAAUGUGCAUGCCCUGCAAAUGAUGCUAUACUUUGAUAUUCUUUAU
Andrographis paniculata is the source of this 2041-nucleotide messenger RNA. Its product is annotated as pyruvate kinase 1, cytosolic-like. Gene Ontology annotation, biological process: glycolytic process. Gene Ontology annotation, molecular function: magnesium ion binding; potassium ion binding; pyruvate kinase activity. The coding region runs from base 313 to 1896 and encodes 527 amino acids. The record is from RefSeq and is a predicted model, not a curated record. The transcript has 17 exons. Gene Ontology annotation, cellular component: cytoplasm. Lineage: Eukaryota; Viridiplantae; Streptophyta; Magnoliopsida; Lamiales; Acanthaceae.